Nilaparvata lugens (brown planthopper) is the source of this 2971-nucleotide messenger RNA. RefSeq lists its product as uncharacterized. The transcript has 2 exons. The record is from RefSeq and is a predicted model, not a curated record. The coding region runs from base 169 to 759 and encodes 196 amino acids. NCBI's taxonomy places the organism in Eukaryota, Metazoa, Arthropoda, Insecta, Hemiptera, Delphacidae.
CUAGCCAUACCAGCCAAACUUCGUCUUGCUAUCACACUGAGGUAUUUGGCAACUGGUGACAGUUUUAAAAGUCUACACUACUUGUUUAAAGUUUCAAGUGAAAUAAUAUCAAGAAUUAUUCCUGAUGUUUGCAAAGCUCUGAAUUCUGUGUUAGAGGAAAAAGUAAAGAUGCCAUGUAAUGCGGAUGAGUGGUUGGAAAUCGAAAAAGGAUUUAGUAACAAUUUCCCACACGCUAUAGGGUCAAUUGACGGGGAACAUGUCGUGAUUUUCAACCCUCCUCAUAGUGGAUCGGACUAUUUCAACUAUAAAAAAACAUUCAGUAUUGUUCUAUUGGCUGUAGUGAACAGUAAGUACCAGUUCAUCUUUGCUGGUAUAGGAAGUCAAGGCAGAAUAAGUGAUGGUGGUGUUUUGCGAAACAGUGUUUUGUGGGACAACAUUUGUGACAAUAAACUAAACCUGCCCACCGCAAGGCCUUCGCCAGGAUCUGACAUCCCUGUACCUUAUGUGUUUUUAGGCGAUGGUGCGUUUGCAUUAAGUACCCACAUAAUGAAGCCUUUUCCUGGUGACCAUGAGUAUGGUUCUGCCAAACGCAUAUUUAAUGACAGGCUGUCAAGAUCACGAAUUAUUGUAGAGAAUACUUUUGGUAUUUUAUCAGCAAGAUUUAGGGUGUUUAGAAAACCAAUUGCAAUAACUCCAGAAAAAGUUACAUUGAUAACAAUGACAAGCAUUUUACUCCACAACUUUUUAAUGAAUAGUUAAACAUCUAGACCACUGUACAACCCUCCAGGCACUAUGGACCAGUAUGAUGGCACCGGUAGAUUAAUUCGAGGGAGAUUGGCGACAAGUCGUCGAUGAACGUUGCGCAAUUAGGCCUAUAGCAAGAGUAGGCCGCAGACCAGCGAUCACUGCUCAGAAGAUCCGUGAUGAAUUUGUCAAUUACUUCGCAAACAACGUGUAAUUACUUGAUGUGUUCUACAAACCUACAGUUGGAUCUUUGUUCGGACAAUUCCCAAGUUAUUUACAACAUACAACAUUACAACAAUUUAUUACUCGCAUAAAUGAAUUUGUAAAUGUUUUAGCGUGAUUAAUUAACAAUCAUUCACAUAUGUAUUUUUGUUAUAAUUAUACAAUAAAAAUGGUAAGUAAUCAGAACAUGGUUGUGUUGUUUACUUACCGGAUUCUCUGUAUUCACAUUUUGUGUUACUUCAUACACUGGAGAAAAAACUGCUCCAUAUACAGUAGAACUUCGAUAAUUCGAACCUUCUAUAAUUCGUAAUUUCUAUAAUUCGAAGUAAGAGCUCCGGACCCUUGAAAAAACCUCUUUAAUUCGUAGAAAAACAAUGUAUUUUGGUCCUUUCCAUAAUUCGAAGUGAAUCUGCUGGUUCUGGUUAAUCCUGAGACUCUGUAAUUCGAAGUAACGUCGGUCAUAACACUCUAUAAUUCGAAGUUACCAAGGAGUGGGAGAGAUGGCGUAUUUCUCUCGCAAGAGAAUGGGAGAGAGGGCUCGCAUGCGUAAUUUCUUGUCAACAAGAGAUGCCGAUGAUUCAGUUUUCUCUGCCUUGGUAUCCAUUGAAAACGCAAUUGAUCGUACUAGAACGGACCAAUUUAAGCAGUCAAAAAUAACUGACUUUUUUUAAAUAACAUAAUCUUGAUUUUUCUCAUAGUUACUGUAUCGUAUAUCCCUUAUUUUUCACUAGUACUGUUUAAUUCAACUACGAUUCAAAAAAACUUUCAAAAUAGAAAAAAACACUUACUUUGAUUGAUGACGAUCGCUUCGACCUGAUCUUGAUCUUCAUCAGGCUGAGAAACAGUUAAAUCUUGCAACAAGGUUAUAAAUUGGUAACAAGAGUCAACUGUUUCUCAGUAUGGAGAAGAUCAACACCAGGUCAGAACAGUCGUCAUCAUUCAAAUUCAGUGCUUUCAACUGAAUUGUAAAAAUGUUUUUUAAAUGAAUGUUUUCAUACAGUGAUUAUUUUAGUUUAUCUCUUUGCCUCGUAUUCAGUUUAUUACAUUGUUUGUUAUAUCCUUGUGAGAAUUUGGGGUUUUUGCGUUCUUUUCCCUUUAAAUUAUGUACUUGUACAGUAGUGGUACUGUAUUCAAUAUCUGAAUCAUUCCAUAAUUUAAUCUUAUCUUGAAAAUAUAAAAACUAGGCGUAGGCUUUAUAGGACAUUUUACUUUGAUUAUUUUUAUACAAUAAUUAUUUUAGUUUAUCUCUUUGCCUCAUUUUCAGUUUUGUUAUAUUGUUUGUUAUAUCCCUGUGAGGAUUAGUACAGUAUGUGAAAACAGGAGAAUACAGUACUUUAUAUACUACCUUCUAUAAUUCGUUCUUUUUUCUCUACAACCUUCUAUAAUUAUUCGUAACUUCGAUAAUUCGUAAACUUCCAUAAUUCGUAGUAAAGCGUCGGUCCCUUGAACUUCGAAUUAUCGAAGCUCUACUGUACUCAAAAGCGAACCAUACUGGUUUGUAAAUGUCAUCCACGCCAGCUCCAGAUCUUAUAGAUGCCUUCUUUUUCCUAAGGUGUCCUCGAAAUGUUGCCAUUAACGAGUCCUUUUUCUUCUUCAACUCCGCAAGUGGCCGGUUUAAAUCCGUACUCAAACGGCACCAGGCAUCAUGUAAUUUUCGUUUGUCCUUAUGAUGUUCAUGUGUAGGAUUCUAUAGAACAUCCUCUGCAUGAUAAGCUUCGAGAAACUGAAGCGUGGCUUCGUUUGUCCACUCCAUUUCCACUAGACAACAUCACAACUUAACCACAAGCACAAGACAAUGAACUGCAACAACAGGUUGGAGAAGCGACUGCGUGCAACUGAGCCCGAGUGCAGACGAGAGUGUAAAGGGGCCCUUUGACUCGUGCCAAAAACCGCUCCCAAACCGAGCGCAGGCGAGGCCGAGACAUGGCCUGACGAGCACACCGUGUACACUCUUGCCCUCGCCUGCUCUCGUCUUGUCUCGGCGAGAGUGUACUGCUAAUAUCUC